AUGUUGGCCACUUGUUUGUUGUUGCAAUGGGCAUCGGCCUUGGCACAUCCUCCUGCAGAUGCCGGGUGUGGAGCGGAAACCUGUGGCAACGAAAGAGCCACCGCAACUUUCUCCCCAGAACUCCCGAGCCAGGACAAGGUCGCCGCGGUCCAAGAUUGGUUGUGCGGCUUCGGAGCGGACGGUGAGGUGUCUUUGGUGUCACUGCGGUGGCUUGACGUGCAGCAGGUUUUGGAACACAGCUGCGGCUUCGUCAACAGCUCUAAGCAUGAGCGUUUUGCGCUCGUGAGGACGCACAAGACAGGCAGCACCACCGUCGCCACAACUUUCAUGCGCUCUGGAAUGUGGCUGGGGUUACGCUGGGCCGGGUGUGAUGACAAUUCACGCUUCGUGCCCCACGAGCAUGCUUGCAAGGCCCGCAAGGAUUCAAACCACUCAAGCCAGAAUGAGGGUAAGUACGAUUUUGAAGCGCGGCACACCUAUGACCGCACCACCUGGUGGACCUCAGAGCCUUAUUUGCAGCAAUGCGACGCUGACGGCAGGCAUUUCGAGCGCACUCUGAUGGGAUACGAGGAGCAGAUGGGUUCUGAGGUGAAGAUUUUUGUGUUGAUCCGCGAGGCUCAUUCACACUUGUGGUCUACACUGGACUUCUUCCAGGUUCCAUUCACCGAGUUCAAUGCAUCUGAGAGUCUUUGGAACCCUUUGGCAAAAGACCUUCGUCUGCUUCAGGAGGACCACGUAGAAAACUUCCUUGCCCGUUGGCCCUUCAAUCGCACGGGCCGCCUGCACAUCCUGGUGACCGAGGAGUUGCCAGCGUCGAUGGUUCUCUUUCGCAGAAAGGUGAGUUGGUCUUUGCGGGAUGUGGUCUUCCUUUCCAGUCGUGUUACCAAGAAGCGCAGGAAAGUACCAGAUCCUGCUUCCAUGCCGCCUGGGCGUUUGAACUGGGAUGAAAGGCUGAACGAGGUCUUGCGACCCCUCUUCAAGACCGAGCUGGGGAGGCAGUCCAAGGACUUCCAGCGUGAAGUGCUAGCGCUCAAUCGAAUCAACUCAGCACUGCCCCUGGUCUGCGCCCAAAGGGAGAGACCCUCCAAGGGCCUACUGGCAAAUGUGUGCGACGCGAAGGUUGACAGCAUGCAAGCUGGAAGGGAGCAGGUUUUGUUGUAUCGCUCGCGGCAUUGUGGAUCCCAGAAAUCCAUUGACUGA
Messenger RNA from Symbiodinium pilosum, 1200 nucleotides. NCBI's taxonomy places the organism in Eukaryota, Dinophyceae, Suessiales, Symbiodiniaceae. The record is from the annotation of a GenBank genome assembly.